CGUUUGCUCGCUCUUAUCUUAACUAACGUUGUUCAUCUGGAAGACAGGAAGAGAGAACCGGAGAGAGGACAACAACCCAACGAUGUUUUGCUCAACAGCUUCCUCUAUCCCCAUUUAUUUUGAUAAAAAAUUCCCCAUUAGCUCCCCUAAAAUCCUUAAACCUUCUUCUUCUUCUUCUUCACCUUGUUGUCUACCAUUGAAUACCUGGGUGUCACCCAAGUCUCUUGUACCUCUGGCUGCUUCUGUUGCUAUUCUUCUUUCUCCAGUUCCAGCUAAAGCUGGACUGUUGUCAGGAUUCCCUGGAAUCGAAUCAGUUCCUGGUCCUAAAUUACCUGAGAUUGAGUUCCUAAAUCGCUUCAAUGAAGAAAACCAGAAGAAGUACGCUGAAGCUGAUGCAAGAUUCAAGUCAUCUCCCUUGCUGAAGCAGUUGUUAGAGCGGUCUAAGCAGAACAAAGAAAAGAACAAGCAAAAAAUUCAAGACAAGUACUGCCUACGAGGGGCAGAGAUGGGAGUAGGGGAUUGUUCGGUAGAGGCGAUGUCGCCGGAAGACAAAGAAAAGUUCAUUGCAACAUUGAAGCAGAAGGUCGGAGUCGAAUGAAAUGGAGGGGACUUCUCUUUUUCUCUUUUCUUGUUUUCAUUUCAUUGGUUGGAUAUAUUAG
Messenger RNA from Hibiscus syriacus, 659 nucleotides. RefSeq lists its product as uncharacterized. The record is from RefSeq and is a predicted model, not a curated record. The transcript is spliced from 4 exons. NCBI's taxonomy places the organism in Eukaryota, Viridiplantae, Streptophyta, Magnoliopsida, Malvales, Malvaceae. Bases 83 to 598 code for a protein of 171 amino acids.